AUGUAAAAUUAUAGUAGUGAUGAAGAAAUUUCCUCUAUUCCAGAAGAUGAAUAUUAAGAAUAUGAUAAAUAAGAAUUUGAAGCGAUACAAUUUGCUGAUAACAAAUAAAAUAUAAAUGAAGCUGAUGAAGAUAAUGAUGAUGAAAAUGAAAGUAAAGAUGAUAUAGAAUAAGAAAAACAUCAUUAAAUAUAAAAAAAUGGAAUAAAAUUUAGAUUACCACAAAGAAAUUAAAUUGAAAAUAAAAUAUCUCAAUCAAAUUUAAAUAAUGUUAAAGUAUUGACAGAAACAACAAAUUAAUUAAAAAACACAAGUAAGAUUGAAAAUAGACCAUCAACUGCUUCAUCUUAUAAACCUAUCUAUACUACAAGUAUUCAUUAAAGUUAAUAAAUGCAAAAAAAAUAUAAUUAUAAAUAAAAGUCAUUUAAUACUUUACCAAAAAGAUCUGAUCCAGUUGCUAGAUAUUAAUAAAUGUCUUAAUAAUGGAAAAAAACUAAAUUUUUAUAAAAUACUAAUGGAUUAAAGGAGGGUAGGAAAUUAAAUUUAGAUACAAGAAUUGAAUUUUAAAAAUAAGAAUUAAAAGAAUCUGGAAUGUUUCAUAGAUAUAUUGCAAAAUCUCAAUUAUUUUUGUGA
Molecule: messenger RNA, 630 nt
Organism: Paramecium sonneborni
Lineage: Eukaryota; Ciliophora; Oligohymenophorea; Peniculida; Parameciidae
Source: the annotation of a GenBank genome assembly